This is a messenger RNA of Ipomoea nil (Japanese morning glory), 567 nucleotides long. RefSeq lists its product as uncharacterized. The transcript has 2 exons. NCBI's taxonomy places the organism in Eukaryota, Viridiplantae, Streptophyta, Magnoliopsida, Solanales, Convolvulaceae. The record is from RefSeq and is a predicted model, not a curated record. The coding region runs from base 1 to 567 and encodes 188 amino acids.
AUGGACAAAACAUUGUUUGUCAAGACCACUGGGAGUCAUGUUACAAUUGCUCAGAUCUAUGUGGACGAUAAUGUGUUUGGAUUUACUCUACAGAAGUAUACUGAUGAUUUAGUGGAAGUCACGAAGAAAGAGUUUGAAAUGUCCAUGGUUGGUCAACUGACUUACUUCCUAGUUCUUCAAGUUAAACAAAGCCUCGAAGGAUACUUUAUCUCACAAGAAGAGUAUGCGAAGAACCUGGUUAAGAAGUUUGAUCUGGAAUCAUGUAAGACACCUAGGACCCCUAUUUCAACCUCUGCAAAUCUGUCCAAAGAUGAUGUCGAUCCCAAAGAGUCACAUCUAAUAGCUACAAAAUGGAUUUUGAAAUACAUCAAGGGUAAAAUUCAGUAUGGAUUAUGGUAUUCCAAGGACAGUGAACUGAGUUUGAUCGCAUACUGUGAUGCUGAUUGGGCAGGAAACAUCGAUGACAGGAAAAGCACAUCAGGUGGAUGCUUCUUUGUUGGGAAAAACAUAGUGUCAUGGCUAAGUAAGAAACAGAGCUCAAUAUCCCUGAGUAUGGCCGAGGCAUAA